CUUUCUCUCCUGCUCUCGCGGCGGGAACGCGGGGCCUCCGUGUUCUGCUGUCUUCAUCAGCGUGGGCCGCGGGUAGCGGGUAGUGGGGUGGCUGGGUUUGGGCUUUCCAGAGAAGGUGACGCUGCCUGAGCUGAGCUUAAAGCACGCCCAGGAGUUAGACUAGGAGAGGGUCGUGUGGGGGAAAGAAGGGCGUUCUGGGCAUCGGUAAAUUCCCAGAGAGGAUGGAGAGCUCAGUGAUCUCCAGAAAGUGAAAGAGGCGGGGAGUGGGCCAUCGGAGGAGGCUGCCCAGGGUGUAAGAGCGACCGAUUGGUAGGGAAGCUUUUGUAAUAAUCCAAUCAAGUGAUAAUGUGAACUUGAAUUAAGGCUGGCAGUAUGGAUGGCGAGGAAGGGACAAAUUGUGAAGCAGCUAGGCGGUAUAGUCGACCUAGAGGGUGAUUGAAUUUGAAAGAGGUUCCUAGGCCGGGCGCGGUGGCUCACGCCUGUAAUCCCAGCACUUUGGGAGGCCGAGGCGGGCGGAUUACCUGAGGUCCGGAGUUCAAAACCAGCCUGGCCAACAUGGUGAAACCCCGUCUCUACUAAAAGUACAAAAAAAAUUAGCUGGGUAUGGUGCGGGCGCCUGUAAUCCCACUACUUGGGAGGCUGAGGCAGGAGAAUCGCUUGAACCUGGGAGGCAGAGGUUGCGGUGAGCCGAGAUCACGCCAUUUUGCACUUCAGCCUAGGCAACAAGAGCGAAACUCCGUCUCAAAAAAAAAAAAAAAAAAAAAAUUCCUAUUGGAGACUAGUCCCUCCGUAAACACUACGAUUCCCAUCCACCUCUGCCUUCCAGUGCUCCUUUGUUACUCAUUGUUUAUAGUUAAUCUUCAGCUUCUCUCAACUGAGCCCAUUUCAUCAUUAUUCAGAACUGCUUGGGCCGGGCGCAGUGGCUUAUGGCCUGUAAUCAUCUUAGGAGGCCAAGGUGGGAGGAUCGCUUGACCCUAGGAGUUCAAGACUAGCCUGGGCAACAUAGUGAAACCUUGUCUCUACAAAAAGAAAAUUAAAAAUUAGUUGGGCAUGGUGGUGCGCACCUGUAGUCCCAGCUACAGGAGGCUGAGGUGAGAGGAUGGCUUGAGCCCAGGAGGUCGAGGCUGCAGUGAGCCAUGUUCUUAUUGCACUCCAGCCUGAGUGGCAGAGCAGCAAAGUGAGGGACACACUGUCUCUAAAAACAAAACAAACAAACAAAAAAAAAACAAAAAUAAAAAAACUCUUUGGAUUUCUCCUAUCCUAAAAAAGGGAAACUCUUUUGACUAUCCCCCAUCCCAUUAAUUCAUUUAACAGGUAUCUAUUGUGUACAGUUUACCUGGCACUGACUUUGGACACACACCAAUCAACAAGAGAAUCAGUCCUUGCACUCAAGUCGUUUUUUACAGUCAAAUUCAGGAAGUACACACUGAUGGAAAGAAUCAAAGUAAUGUAAAAUUACAUUAGGUAAGAGCUACAAGGCAGAAAUAUGUGAUAGGAUAAGAUGAGGGGACCUGAUUUGGACAUUUCAGUCAAGACUUGAAAAAUGAUAAGGUGUUAGGUAAAAGCAUAAAAGAGUCCAAACAGAGGAAAUGGAUUGUGUGAGGCCCCAAGGUGGGCAGACACACUUGAGGUGUUUAAGCAACUAAAUUCAGUCAACCUUGGCUAGAGCAUAGUGAGGGGAUGAGGCGGAUGGUGCCCGGAUCACUGGACCUGCAAGGCUGUAGUAAGAGGACUGCCUUCUAAGAGCAAGGGUGUGGCAGCCAAAUCCCUCCAAUGGCCUAUAAGGCCAUCAUGAGGAAGCCACGAGCAGCCGUGGGAAGUGGUCACAGGAAGCAGGCAGCCAGCCAGGAAGGGAGGCAGAAGCAUGCUAAGAACAACAGUCAGGCCAAGCCUUCUGCCUGUGAUGGCCUGGCCAGGCAGCCGGAAGAGGUGGUAUUGCAGGCCUCUGUCUCCUCAUACCAUCUAUUCAGAGACGUAGCUGAAGUCACAGCCUUCCGAGGGAGCCUGCUAAGCUGGUACGACCAAGAGAAACGGGACCUACCAUGGAGAAGACGGGCAGAAGAUGAGAUGGACCUGGACAGGCGGGCAUAUGCUGUGUGGGUCUCAGAGGUCAUGCUGCAGCAGACCCAGGUUGCCACUGUGAUCAACUACUAUACCGGAUGGAUGCAGAAGUGGCCUACACUGCAGGACCUGGCCAGUGCUUCCCUGGAGGAGGUGAAUCAACUCUGGGCUGGCCUGGGCUACUAUUCUCGUGGCCGGCGGCUGCAGGAGGGAGCUCGGAAGGUGGUAGAGGAGCUAGGGGGCCACAUGCCACGUACAGCAGAGACCCUGCAGCAGCUCCUGCCUGGCGUGGGGCGCUACACAGCUGGGGCCAUUGCCUCUAUCGCCUUUGGCCAGGCAACCGGUGUGGUGGAUGGCAACGUAGCACGGGUGCUGUGCCGUGUCCGAGCCAUUGGUGCUGAUCCCAGCAGCACCCUUGUUUCCCAGCAGCUCUGGGGUCUAGCCCAGCAGCUGGUGGACCCAGCCCGGCCAGGAGAUUUCAACCAAGCAGCCAUGGAGCUAGGGGCCACAGUGUGUACCCCACAGCGCCCACUGUGCAGCCAGUGCCCUGUGGAGAGCCUGUGCCGGGCACGCCAGAGAGUGGAGCAGGAACAGCUCUUAGCCUCAGGGAGCCUGUCGGGCAGUCCUGACGUGGAGGAGUGUGCUCCCAACACUGGACAGUGCCACCUGUGCCUGCCUCCCUCGGAGCCCUGGGACCAGACCCUGGGAGUGGUCAACUUCCCCAGAAAGGCCAGCCGCAAGCCCCCCAGGGAGGAGAGCUCUGCCACCUGUGUUCUGGAACAGCCUGGGGCCCUUGGGGCCCAAAUUCUGCUGGUGCAGAGGCCCAACUCAGGUCUGCUGGCAGGACUGUGGGAGUUCCCGUCCGUGACCUGGGAGCCCUCAGAGCAGCUUCAGCGCAAGGCCCUGCUGCAGGAACUACAGCGUUGGGCUGGGCCCCUCCCAGCCACGCACCUCCGGCACCUUGGGGAGGUUGUCCACACCUUCUCUCACAUCAAGCUGACAUAUCAAGUAUAUGGGCUGGCCUUGGAAGGGCAGACCCCAGUGACCACCGUACCACCAGGUGCUCGCUGGCUGACGCAGGAGGAAUUUCACACCGCAGCUGUUUCCACCGCCAUGAAAAAGGUUUUCCGUGUGUAUCAGGGCCAACAGCCAGGGACCUGUAUGGGUUCCAAAAGGUCCCAGGUGUCCUCUCCGUGCAGUCGGAAAAAGCCCCGCAUGGGCCAGCAAGUCCUGGAUAAUUUCUUUCGGUCUCACAUCUCCACUGAUGCACACAGCCUCAACAGUGCAGCCCAGUGACACCUCUGAAAGCCCCCAUUCCCUGAGAAUCCUGUUGUUAGUAAAGUGCUUAUUUUUGUAGUUA
This is a messenger RNA of Homo sapiens (human), 3421 nucleotides long. RefSeq names its product mutY DNA glycosylase (gene MUTYH). The transcript is spliced from 16 exons. NCBI's taxonomy places the organism in Eukaryota, Metazoa, Chordata, Mammalia, Primates, Hominidae. Gene Ontology annotation, molecular function: catalytic activity; purine-specific mismatch base pair DNA N-glycosylase activity; 4 iron, 4 sulfur cluster binding. Bases 1774 to 3357 code for a protein of 527 amino acids. Gene Ontology annotation, biological process: negative regulation of necroptotic process; DNA repair; base-excision repair. Gene Ontology annotation, cellular component: nucleus; mitochondrion. The record is from RefSeq and is a predicted model, not a curated record.